Molecule: messenger RNA, 2665 nt
Organism: Selaginella moellendorffii
Lineage: Eukaryota; Viridiplantae; Streptophyta; Lycopodiopsida; Selaginellales; Selaginellaceae
Product: WD repeat-containing protein YMR102C
Exons: 7
Coding region: 44-2431 (795 amino acids)
Molecular function (GO): protein binding
Source: RefSeq, a predicted model, not a curated record
CGGAGAAGACGAUGGCGAUGGCGCGCCGGUAGAUGCAGCAGCUAUGGCGGAGGGAGAAGCUCCGGACGCCGCGAGCUCCGACGGCGAGGGGCAGGAGGAGGAAUUCUUCGAGACUCUCGAAGAAAUCGCGACCACCUCCGGCUCCGAUAGCGGUGGCAGCAGCGAUGGUGAGCGUCUUGCUAGAUUCAAGCUGCGGCAGCGCGGCAAGCGCCAGGAUUUCGCCGCAUUCCCUUCCGGCGACUCGAAAUAUGCGGUGUGGAGGAGCGAUCCGGCCAGCGUCGGGGAGCGUAGGGUGAGAUUGCUCCAGAGAAUGGGGCUGGAGGAUUUCUUUGGCAGCAGGGAGCCCUCUUUCCUCACCUCCAGCCAUUCCUUCCCUCCGUCGACGGCCUCCACGCCUCGGGUCUUCCGCAGCAUCUCGGAUCCCCUCUCGGGAGGAGAGCAUUUGAGGGGAGAGUCCGUGGAUCUGGAUCGUCUUCGCUCUAGCGACGGCUACGAGAGCUCCAGGGACGAAGAUGCCAGAAAUGGGGAUUUGGUCAGCCCCGGCAGCCCAAUUCUCGCGGAUGGAAGGUCUACCGACGCCAAUGUAGAUGGUCAAAGCUCUACCAACAGCAGUGGCAGGGAGUUCGUGUAUAGGAUAAAGGAUCUGGACAGCGGCAAGGAGUUUAUAGUCGAGGAGCUCGGAUCGGAUGGGUCGUGGAACAGAGUUAGAGAGGUUGGGACGGGGAGGGAGCUGUCGCGAGAGGAGUUUGACAGUUCUCUGGGACUCUCUCCAAUUGUACAGGAAAUGAGGAGGGUCGACAGGGAGAACAGGAAAAAACCAGGGACUUCUUCGUCUUCUUCAUCGUCUUCUUCGUAUUUGCCGCUGAAUGGGAAGCCCAAGAAGAAGAGAUGGUUUAGCGGUUUCAUGAGGCGGUCAAGCACUCCCAGUGCUGCAGCAGAGAAAGACGACGUGUCUACUGCUCAGCCAAGGUCUGAUGCGAGAAGACCAUGGAAAAUGCAGAGAAUUAAGGUGCGCGUGUGCAAGAAAGCUGUAAGAGAGUUGGCGGAAUUGUACAUGGGACAGGAGAUUCAUGCUCACCAAGGUCCGAUUUGGGCUCUUAAGUUCAGUACCGGCGGACGGUACCUCGCAAGUGGCGGGCAGGACUGCGUUGUCCGGGUGUGGAAGAUUGUUUUAUCGAGCAAUCAAGUCGCCGCUAGCGCAGCGGAUGGGGGGACUCACGAGGUUAGGAAGCCACCACAUCAGAAAAAGCGAGGCUCGUCAAAGACGAGCGACGAUAAAGCUGGCUUGAAAGCUUUCGGGCUCGACGGUGAGCCGCUGUGCAGUCUCCAUGGCCACACAGAAGAUAUUUUGGAUUUGUCGUGGUCGUCUUCCAAGCUUCUCUUGUUGUCGUCCUCCAUGGACAAGACCGUGAGACUGUGGGACGUCCGGAACCAAACGUGCCUACACGUCUUCUUGCACAAGGACUAUGUGACAUGCAUUGCCUUCAAUCCCGUCGAUGAUACCUGUUUCCUCAGUGGUUCACUGGACGGAAAGGCGCGCAUAUGGAGCAUCAUAGAGCAUCAAGUCAUCGAUUGGACAGACUUGCGUGACAUAGUAACGGCGGCAUCUUACACUCCAGAUGGCACGUGCGCGAUGAUAGGCCUGUACAAAGGAACUUGCCGGUUCUACGAUACCAGUGGCAACAAACUGCAGCUCUACGCGAACGUGGAUGUGGUGAAUAAGAAGGGAAAGAAUUUCCGUGGCAAGAAGAUCACUGGCAUUCAGUGUAUGCCAGGAAAUCCGUCUAAAAUACUCAUCACCUCAAACGAUUCCCAAAUCCGUCUGUAUGACAACACGGAUCUCGUCGCAAGAUUUAAAGGAUUCCGCAACAUGAGCAGUCAAAUCUCGGCGUCAUUCAACCGAAACGGCAGCUUUAUCAUCAGCGCCAGUGAAGAUUCACAUGUCUACCUGUGGAACGUGACACCUCCCACCUCCACUUGUAGGGGCCAGCUCAAGAUCAGCGAGAAGUCGUGCGAGAGCUUCUUCUCGGACAGCGUCACGGUUGCGGUCCCCUGGUCGACGGAGAGCGAAGGCAAGAACGCAAGCGAUCGCCGAGGUGCUCUGGACGGCAUCUUCCAGUUGCUCAAGCAGAGCAGCUUCCCGGGGCCGUGCUUCGAGUGCCUCACCUCGACGGUGUUCCCGGUCACCGACGAUGGCUCCACCAGGUUGAUGGACUCGGCAACGCUGGCGUCCAACCAGGAAGGUGGCGAGGAUGGUCACUCGGCGGUGGUAAGCGCGGCCACCGGGGCCGAGGAGAGGAGCGAUGCGACGAGCGUCGACGAGGAGGGGGCCGAUUUCUCGUCCGCGGGGCUGGGGCUGGUCAUAGUGACGGCGAGCUUGACAGGAGAGAUCCGGACGUUUCAAAACUACGUGAAGGAGGCCGCGGCGUGAGGAAGAAAAAGAAUUUUGGUCGAGCUCGGAUGAUGGGAACGAGAUGAGCUUCUUCUUCUUCUUCUUCGUCUUCCUCGGCCGGAUGGACGAGAGCGAGAAACGAGAGAGAGCGAGAGAGAGAGAGGGAGAGCGUCGAGACAGUCUUGCCAAUCUUGCGAGACUAUAAAUCGCCAAAGAUUCUAUACGUUGUAAAGGUUUUAUUUCUCUAAACAGCUUAUGCUCAGUUUUGAUAAA